Molecule: messenger RNA, 1070 nt
Organism: Peromyscus californicus insignis
Lineage: Eukaryota; Metazoa; Chordata; Mammalia; Rodentia; Cricetidae
Gene: Znf581
Product: zinc finger protein 581
Source: RefSeq, a predicted model, not a curated record
CCCGCCCUCUCCUAGACCCUCGUCUCUCUGAGUCCCUAUUUCCCAAACCCGGUACUGCCGGGUGCUGACUGUAGCCAAGGGUUUCUGGUCCCUCUGCCGCCUAAGCUGUGGGUGCAACCCGGGGCUGUCGCGGGCCGCCCGGACCCGAGAGGCUGCUGCACUGGGCCUCAUUUACAUCUAUGGGUGCUGGAGCUCUUACCUCGCUGCUCCCAGACCCCGGCACUUCCCUCUAUUGAGGCCAUGGAGGGCCCCCUCUCUCGGACAGGUGGGUCCCCAGACUUUAUCCCCUCCAAGGCUCAGCGAUAUCUCCUCACUGACAAGGGUGUCCCCUACCUACUGCUGGUGGACGAGGAGGCACUGAGGGAGGCCGGGGUCAAUGGGACUUCGGUUCAGAAAAAGUGCUACAGCUGUCCGGUGUGCUUUAGGGUCUUCCAGUACAUGUCUUACCUUCAGCGACACAGCAUCACCUACUCCGAGGUGAAGCCGUUCAAAUGCGACACCUACGGGAAGGCAUUCAAGCGGGCCAGUCACCUUGAGCAGCACCACUCCAUUCAUAGGGGGUGCCCUCCCCGCUUCCGGGAUGAGGGUGAGUUGGCCCAGCACAUCCGUGGAUGCCCGUUCCAGUGCCUGCAUUGCCCGUGCUGCUUUACCAAGCAGAACACAUCACAGAACCACACGCGGUGGAAGCAUCCAUGAACUGUUCCUGGGGACCCCAGGGAUCCUGGGUCUCCUGAAUCAGACACUGGCCUGAGUUGCAGGCUGGCUUUCAGGGUCCUGGACACAAACCCAGACCAACCUCUUUGAUGUGAGCCUUGCCUGGAAGAGUCUUUGAGCUGUUAGUGCAUCAUAGUGCUUUGGAGCUAUGAUGGGAAUGAGCCCUCAAAGAGAACAGCCCUGCAUCUUGAACACUUGGGAUAUUAUUCCCGAGUCCUGACCGGAGGAACGGAGGACAAUGCUGUUUGGGAAAAACUCUUGCCUCAGAAGUUUUGGUGGGCUGUCAAAAGUCUCCUCUAUUUUGACACUGGAGGUAGGGCCCUAGACUAGACACCCAAUAAACACCCCACUCUCAA